This is a messenger RNA of Lachancea fermentati, 2022 nucleotides long. The record is from the annotation of a GenBank genome assembly. Lineage: Eukaryota; Fungi; Ascomycota; Saccharomycetes; Saccharomycetales; Saccharomycetaceae.
AUGAGCUCAGAGGAGGAUAAACGCAUGAUUGUGGAAACGGAGACUGUGCAGACACCGGCACAGAAUCUGCUGCCGGUGCAACCUGAGGAAAAGAACGACGAGGAGGCGAUGAGUCUCGCAACACAGGAAGAGGCAACUGCCAACCUGAUAGACCAUAACCCGCUUUCGAUCCACAACAGUAACGUGGCGAUCCGCAAUAAGAAGUCGAGCCUGCUGAUAGACUCGUUUUUGGGCAAGGAGGGCUCAGCGGCCGCGCCCGCGCCGGCUGUGGGCGUGAACGCAGGAUCGGCGAGCGGUGCGAAGAGCGGCGACGACACGCAGCGGCGCGAUGACAAAGUCGAUGAAUCCAAGCACGACGGAACUGCCAGUUCGGUAGCGGGUCCUGCCAGUGUUUCUGGGGGCGCCGACGACGACCAUCACGAUGUGGAAGGCGCGCGCAAACCGCCGCUGCCCUCCAAGAAGGCGGACUUCUUUGCAGCCCGGCUGGCGUCGGCCGUGGGCGAGAACGAGAUCAGCGACUCAGAAGAGACGUUCGUGUACGAGUCAACUGCGAAUUCCACAACCAACGCCACGCCCAGUGUACCCGGGGUACCAGGGUUGGCGAUCGCGGAGCAGAAAUCGUACGGUAUCCCCGCGAAGAUGAGCGCCCCGCUGCUGAACAACAACGCCAAUUCCAAACUUCUGAACCGAGCCAAGACUACACGUCACACAAGCAUCGCAGUGAUACCGCAGCAGAGCGAGCCUGUGGAGGAUUCCAACAGCAUCCGGUCGCUCAAUCGCCAAAACGCGCAAGAAAUCCAGUCCGUUCGCUCGUACGCCACGCUGUCCAAAUCGCCUGGGAAACGCCUGUCGCUGGUAUCUCUGGCGCAAAAGGGUCCGCCGCCCCGUCGCACUUCUCGCAAAGUGUCCGUCAACUCCACUGCGCGACGAAAGAAGUCUCAAAAGCGACAGCUGCGCACGACCGCUUCCAAAAUAUUCGAUGCCCAUGGCGCAUCCCUGCGGCGCUACUCAGGUGUCCCAGACGAUGUGAACCUGGAGGACUACGUGGAACAAGCGGGCGGCGAGCUGACCCCCAACAAAUUCACAUACCACUCGGAUUCUGAGUUCGAGGACGACCCGGGUAGUUUUGUGCACCACCCAGAGGACGAAGAAGACAACCACUCCAUGUUUUACUAUUCGCAGCCUAAAAAUGAUUUGGAGGAGGCCCGUCCUCCUUUGUCGGAUUACGAAGAGGAAGAAGACGAGCAAGAAGAUGCACAUGCUUAUGCGCCCAACAUCGGUUUUUACUCAGAUGAUUAUUUUUAUCAUCCAACAGAGGCAACCCCGCUCAAGAGGAAGAACUCAGCUCGUUACCCCGGCUAUUCGCCUCAUGAUUUUUACACCACCAAGACGACAUGGACGCGGUUGAAAAAUUUUGUGUAUUUUGCGUUUGUGGUAUCAUUCUUGCUCACGCUAGGGUUCAUAUCUGGCUUCCUACUUGCCACUAACAAGGAGCUGCAUGAUUUGGAAAUUUCGCGACUCGCGUCUGUGCUAACCAGCACAGACGAGUUGGUGUUCGAUAUCAUAGCCACUGCGUUUAAUCCUGGUUUCUUCAGUAUUCAGAUUAAGGAUGUUGAGCUCGACAUAUUUGCGAAAACUUCCCAUUUGAACUCUGACGGAGAUAAGAAAGGUACGCCAUACGAAACCAUUCUUUUAGGCACCGUAAAAAACUUGGAAACUUCGUUACAAUUCCAAGGCGGGUUCUUCCAUCGAAACUACGACAUAUCGCGCUCCAGUGUUAAAUUGGUGCACCCAGGACUAGUUGAGGAAGAUCCUAACCGUGAGGAAUUGCGCGAUUCGGAUGAAGAUGACGGCGUGUCCAAGUGGAAGCAACUAAUCAGAUAUGAGUUUGAGCUUAUUGUCCGAGGCAACAUGUACUACAAGGUUCCCUUUUUCAAUAGCCAAAAGUCAAUUGGCGUACAAAGCAAUGUGCAAGUAGAUCCCAAUCGCGCCCACAAAAGCGCCACUUAUGACGAGGUUUAA